Armigeres subalbatus is the source of this 3468-nucleotide messenger RNA. RefSeq lists its product as uncharacterized. The transcript has 3 exons. NCBI's taxonomy places the organism in Eukaryota, Metazoa, Arthropoda, Insecta, Diptera, Culicidae. Bases 1 to 3468 code for a protein of 1155 amino acids. The record is from RefSeq and is a predicted model, not a curated record.
AUGGAGAAUUUCGACGGACUCUGGGAAAACAUCAACGAGGCGCUGAAUGCAAUCGAAGUCUAUGAUGAUUAUCCCGAGGGAGAGGAAAGCUGUGGCAAGGAGCGUGCAGAGUAUGCUAACCGAUAUGAGGACUGCAAGACGAGAAUUUUGGAUCUACUGAAGCUGCUAGAGCAACCUGGUCAGGCCACUUCCGAUCGAGCACAGGGCUCUGGGAUGCAUGAUGUGGCGGAACACGUGCGUCUACCGCAGAUUAAGCUGCAAACCUUCGAUGGAAACAUCGACGAAUGGCUAAGUUUUCGUGACCUGUACACUUCGUUGAUUCACCUGAAAGCGGACUUACCUGAUGUCGAAAAGUUCCAUUAUCUGAAGGGCUGCUUGGCGGGGGAAGCCAAGUCGCUGAUAGAUCCACUAGCCAUCACCAAUAUCAACUACCAAGUAGCCUGGAAGACACUUAUGAAUCGGUACAACGACAGCAAGUUGCUGAAAAGACGUCAGGUUCAAACGCUAUUCAAAUUACCGUCUCUCGGGAAGGAGUCUGCUUCCGAACUUCAAUCGUUGCUGGAGAAGUUCGAACGUGUAAUCCAAACUUUGGAUCAAAUCGUCCAGCCAGCAGAUUACAAAGACUUGCUGUUGGUGGAAAUCAUGUGCUCCCGAUUGGACCCAACCACAAGGCGCUGUUGGGAGGAGAAUUCUGCUACAAAGGAGCAGGAUAAGGUGAAGGAUUUGAUCGACUUUCUGCAAACCAGGACCAAGAUUCUUGGAUCCCUUCCGUUGAAACCUUCCGAGAAAAGAGAAACGCCGAAGAUGCCUUCCCGAAAACCAUCGCUCACCCGAUCGAGUCACAAUGCAGUUUACAGCACUGGAUUACGCUGCUUAGCUUGUUCAGAAUCCCACCUGCUCUUCCAAUGCCCAGCGUUUCAGAGGAUGUCUGUGUCAUCUCGAGAUAAACUGCUACGGAGCCAUUCGCUGUGCAGAAAUUGUUUCCGACGUGGUCACCAGGCCAACGAGUGCACGUCGAAAUAUGUCUGCCGUAGUUGCAAGGGAAAGCAUCAUACACUAGUGUGUUUCCAUUCCGAAAAUACCUCUAGAAGAGGUGCCUCUGCUGAUCGACCUAGCACCAGUAGUGCACAGUUUUCCAGUGAGACUAAUUCUAACGCAGUCGAUACAACAGUGUCUUCCAAUAUGGCGAUCAACCACUCAGCUCCAGUAUUGCUGGCCACCGCCAUCGUUCUAGUGGAGGACGAUGAAGGAGUAGCUUUUCCAACUCGGGCGCUCCUAGAUUCAGGAUCGGAAUGUAAUUUCAUGGCAGAGCGCCUCUGUCAGAAAAUGAAGAUUAAACGAAAGCGCUCGAACAUCGACGUUGUGGGAAUCGGACAGUCUAAUAUGAAGGUGCGACAUCGCGUUGAAGCUAAAAUCAAGUCGCGAAUUUCACCAUUCUCGCAGAGCAUGGAGUUUCUCAUUCUUCCGACUGUUACGUCGAAUCUUCCAGCUACAACUGCUAUCGAUCUGGUGAUUGGAAUCCAACAUUUCUUCGAUCUCAUCAAAUCCAGAAAGAUAUCCUUGGGAAAUGGGCUCCCGACGUUGAAUGAUUCUGUUUUUGGCUGGAUUGUUUCUGGUAUGGUCAACGAUGCCGGAGCUGUAGUCCAAAAAUCCUGCUACACAGCAAUGGCUACCGGUUUCGAGGAGCUGAUUAAUCGGUUUUGGAGCUGCGAAGAAUUGGAAACCAGCAACAACUAUUCCCCAGAAGAGGAGAGAUGCGAGGAGCAUUUCAAGCGAACCGUGCGGAUAUCCGAAAAUGGACGGUACACCGUAUCGUAUCCAAGGAACCAUGACAAAUUAGUCGAAUUGGGCGAGUCAAGGGACAUUGUGGUUCGACGACUUUUAUGGUUGGAACGUAGACUGGAUAGGGAUCCAGAGCUACACGAACAGUACAAGCAGUUCAUGGUGGAGUACGAACAACUCGGGCACAUGCGUAAGGUGGUCGAUACAGGGAAAGAGGGUGCCCUCCAAAGGUGUUUCCUUCCACACCAUCCAGUUGUCAAACAGGACAGCACAACGACUAAGGUUAGAGUUGUAUUCGAUGCAUCAUCCAAAACACGUUCAGGAACGUCUCUCAACGAUGCCUUGCUGGUAGGGCCAGUAAUCCAGGACGAUCUACGAUCAAUCAUCCUACGUUGUCGCAUGGUACGCAUCAUGUUGGUUGCCGAUGUUGAGAAAAUGUUCCGCCAAAUUCUCAUAUGUCAAGACGACAUUCCUCUCCAAACCAUUUUGUGGCGGACAGAUGAACAAUCCGAAAUCCAAUGGUAUGAGCUAACCACUGUUACUUACGGUACCAAACCUGCUCCCUAUCUAGCUACGCGCACGCUGCAGCAACUAGCUGAAGAUGAGCAACUCCAAUUCCCUAUGGCGGCAAGGGCUGUCAAGAAGGACGUGUAUAUGGAUGACGUCCUGACUGGUACGAACACCGAAGAGGAAGCUAUGGAGCUGAGGACCCAACUUGAUUCGAUGCUAUCCAAAGGUGGAUUUUCGUUGAGGAAAUGGGCGUCGAAUUGUCCAAAAGUAUUGGAAGGCAUUCCCAAGGAAAAUCUAGCGAUCGCCAAUACCGAAGAAGUAUCGCUAGACCCCGACCCAUCCGUGAAAACCCUAGGUUUGGUUUGGUUACCAGGAACCGAUCGUAUCAAAUUCCGCUUUAAGGUCGGUAUUCCAAAUUUUGACGAGGAUCUGUCAAAACAAUCAGCGAAGGUUCAUUUGCAUAUCUUCUCGGAUGCCUCAGAGCGUGCAUAUGGAACAUGUGCGUACACCCGGAGCGAGAAUCACAAAGGAGAAGUUUGGGCUGCUUUAUUGACAUCAAAAUCCAAGGUGGCACCGUUGAGGCGCCAAUCAAUUCCCCGGCUGGAGCUAUGCGGAGCAUUGCUUUCCGCGCAGUUGGCAGAGAAAAUCCUAGAGUCGAUCCAGGUUCCAAUGGAGGUGUUCUUUUGGUCCGACUCAACUUGCGCUCUCCAAUGGAUUAAGGGAAAUCCUUCAAUGUGGACAACAUUCGUUGGCAAUCGUGUAGCCAAGAUCCAACGAAUAACCGAAAAAUAUUCAUGGAACCAUGUUGCCGGAGUGGACAAUCCGGCGGACCUAAUAUCCCGAGGUAUUGGACCCGAUCAAAUCCAUACCUGCACACUAUGGUGGGAAGGCCCACCAUGGCUCAAGAAGAUGAGAGAAGAAUGGCCAAGUUCAUCAGCAACUCCCGUUGCACAAGAUGUUGAAGCAGAGUUUCGUUCAACAGCACAUUGUGCUAAUGAAAAGCCCGAAGGUUUUGUGGGCUGGUACAUUUCCAAGUUCCCUUCGUACACAGAUGUGCUGAGGCGAACAGCAAUCUGGCAGCGUUUGAUUCGAAUACUGCGGAAGGAGCCGAAAUCACUAUCAUACGCAAACUUCAACAGGAAGAAUUCUCGAGCGAAUGGAAAUCUCUUUCUCUGA